This is a messenger RNA of Effrenium voratum, 2796 nucleotides long. Lineage: Eukaryota; Dinophyceae; Suessiales; Symbiodiniaceae. The record is from the annotation of a GenBank genome assembly.
AUGCCUUCAAGGCCGUCGGAGCCUGCAGAGGAGGACUGGCGCAAGCCUGCUGGCAAGGCCAUUGCUGAGCAAGAGAAGUGGGCAACUGGGCCGCAAUUGGAAGGCCAUCUUUCCAGCAGCAGUGUGCAGCUCAAUUUGCUGACCUUCUUACGCAAGCAGAAGCUUUUGGCAACCUUGCAUGAGGGAAAGGACGACUUGAAGACCUUGGCGCAGCUGAGCCCAUUGCAACUGCAUGACACGCCUGACAAGUCCGACAAGACUGACAACAAGCCUGACAAAGCAGACAAACCGGAGAAGGCGACAAAGCAAGCCCAGAAGGCUUCCAAAGUGACUCGAGGCUACAAAGAGAUGUUCGACGACACACAUGCGGUCAUGUCUUUGACCCAUGAAGGGCUUUAUGAAUCUGGCGCCUCAAUGUUCUGGCUCUUGUCGGGAUCCACGAAUGCCAAUGCCAGUGAUGACACCAGCUUGUCGUUUGCGGAGAUCGAUGCGUGGGCAAAUUUGUGGUUUGCUACCAAAGGUGGACACGCAGAUCGGUUGCUAGCACCAGUUGUUUUUCUGGGUCAGGUGGCUUCCGCAGCAAAGGCGUCAAAACAUCAGGACAUUCAGCUGCUGUUUGGCCACGGGGCCAUGCAGGGCUGGUUCUUAGCCACGGCCCGGGCACUGGAGGAGGCGAAGGGCGAUGUUCUGGUGCGGUUGGUUGAGGCAGCGCUCACAGUGACCCUACAGCUGCACCUGGUUGACAAUCCACGCAAAGCAGCCUUGCUGCAGAUGAAUGCUGCAAGCCAGCAGAGCAGCCUGGCUCAUUUGGCGCCUAGCUUUUUGACUUGGCUGAAGCACAGCUUGGUUGUCAUGUCUGACAAGACAGCAACUACAAAGACAUGCGCUGGCCUGGAGUAUGGAGGAAAGCCGGCCCCGAAGGCAGUGGUGGAGUGUCUCUGCCUGGCACAGGACAUCACUGGCUCUCACAUGAAGCUGAAAGAGAUGUUCAAGCAAGCCAAGAAGCUGUCCAAUGAAAGCGCCGUGUCUGACCUUGCUUCUCAGCUUGGCAUGGAUACGUUCAAGGCCCGUGAUCUUCUCCAGUACUUUGCCGGCAUCACACGCUUCUUGCUGGGCAGGAACAACUUGGCGGACAUCCAGGACUUCUCGGUAGCGUUCCUGGAGAGCCACUUCUUCAAAGUAGUCAUUGCCAAGUUGACAGUUGUCCUGUUUGGUGCAGUGCUGGCAUCAAUGCACGAUGACAAAGCAACAUCGCUGCAGAUCAAGAAGAUUGCCGAGAUCUACAUUAAGCCCAUGGAGAUGUUCAAUCUUAUGCAGAGUGAGGACGACCCUGUGGCUAGUGUGCUUGCCGCUGUUGCCAGCGCUGCCAGCGCUGACAACACACCACAGGUGGUCGCAUACUGUGAACUUUGCGUUCAGCUGAUGGACUGCACCUUUGACGCGGACUUGAAGAGCUUGCUAGAAGAGAGCAGUUCCAGCAGCCUGUCAGACAUCGGGAAGCAGAUCAUGAACGGCAAUGGCCUGACCACCGCCUUGGGCAAGGAGGUCAGCAAGUGGGUGAAAUCCAUGGAACGGCCCACAAGCGUCAUCAUGCCCGUGCCCCAGCGCACGACAGUGUCUCGGUUGGUGACCCUCUGUUGCUUGCCCGCCAGAAACCUGCAAUACCUCUCGCCACUUUACACGUAUUUGUGUGUGUGCACAUGCUGCCCACCAAGGUCUGACAGUGGGAAACUCCAGAUGACCCUGGUGGAGAAGAUCACAGUGUCUGACUCUGACAGCAAGACUGCCGCCAAUGUAUGGCAGCAGGUUGUCAACAAGAGAAAGGCAUUGUGCACAAUUACAGCUUUGCCAGAGGAAGGGGCCAAACUGGCCACCAAGUUGAAGGCCACGUUCGCGACGAGCCCGAUCAGGAAGUCCUUCAAGCCGAAGAUCGGAGAGAGCCACUUGCUUGUCGUUGUCUCGGCUGACUUGGUGUCUGAGCCCCUGGAUGGCUGGUCGCACACGACUGACAAAGACCGGAUGGAGCGCAUUGGGGUUUGCUUAGACUUCUGCAAGAAGGAGUUCAAUGGCAAGGGUGACCUGCUGCUUGUCUUUGACGGUCGGUGCCGUGAGGCUCGGAGACACAUGGAGGAUAGCCUGGGGAGGGACACCCUUGAGCUGGUGAGAGUCUUGGAGGCACCUUCGGGCGCCUCGGAUGUCACAGCAGAGCUUGGACCUGCGUCGAAGAAGAUGCGUUGCACAAGUGAGCAUGGCUUCCUGAAGUACAACUGCAACGACGCAGUCGAGGACCUUGAGUGGGAGAAUAUGGCCUCUUUGCCCAACAAGAAGAAGCUCCCGCUCAUGAGCCUGACGGACAAGACCAAUUGGCUGACAAACAAAGCAGGCAGCAAAGCCAGCAAGGCUGCCACACCGCCUGACUGGGACAAUGAGCAUGGCGUGCCCUGCUUUUGGCAGGAGAGCAAGUCCACAAGCUUUUGGGCAUCGGUUGUGGAGGGCACCCGUGCAGGUGCAAUCUUGGACAUGACAGCAAGCACACAGCUAGCGCACGCGGCUCUGGAUGCCCAGGUGAAAUAUCAUGGCAUCAGCACAGCAACUGUUCACUCAAAGUGGUUGUCUGCGUACUGUGACAACGCCAUGCUUAAGGUGGUGGCUGCUGAGGAGAACGAGCUUGCCAAUGAGGUUCAGACUCACUUUGCUGGGCGCCUGACGGAGCAAUCUGACUCGGAGGAGGAGGAGGGGGACAAGAAGACAGCCGAUCCUGUGGAGGAUGAGGACGGCAAAAAUGAGGCAGCCUAG